GAUCAGCCAUUUGCUUCUCUCUCAGGCUGACAUCAGCUGUCUUUUCCUGUCGCUCUGCGGUAUGUUUCAGCGGCUGGCCGCUCAUGGCAGCAGCAGCAUUGCACAGACAAGCACCUGAAGCAAGUCUGAGAUGGCGAUUUGCUUCCGGUUCACAUGCCUCUAUUUCUCAAGCACCUGAUGUUGCCACAACUGCCUUCAAUGAGUGGUCGUGGUGUGCCACUCCGUCUGCGAGCGCAAGGAAUGUUGUUGAGUCGCAUGGCUGGCUGGAAAGAGCUCUGAAACUACAGUUCAAAAACCAGCUGGCUGCUUCUCAGUCACUGGCCCCACAAAGACCACUAGCAGCAGGCCAGGGCAAUAUGAUUCUCCGGAAAAGGCAAAGGGUGAUUGCCAAUGCAGCAGACAGUGGCGCAGUGGAGAUGGAAAGCACAUCAGAUGUUGGUGGGGGUAUGCCGAUGUCCGAGAGAACCAGACAGGUUCUUAGCAUCGUCAAUGAGAGUACUAAGUGGGCAGUCUCUGCUGCUGCAGCUGGGUUCCUUCUUUGGAAACACAAUGAGCGGGCUGCAUGGUGCAUCCUGGGGUCCAUCUUCAACAGCGUUACGGGCAAGAUCCUCAAGCGACUGAUCAAUCAGAGCCGGCCUCCAUUGUCCAGAAAAGUAGACCCUGGCAUGCCUUCCUCACACGCCCUCAGCCUCGCCUACUUUGGGACUUACUCCUCUCUCACAAUUCUUCUAUGGCAAGGUCUCAAGCCUUCCGCUGUGAUAGCCGCCAUCUGUGCGCAAGCGCUGACCGCCUUCUUCGCAUGGUUACGGAUUGCGCUUGGGUACCACACGCCCGCCCAAGUAUUGGUAGGAUGUGCUGUAGGCAACGUGGUCGCCAUCAGCUGGUUAGCGAUUGGCGAACGCAAGGUUCUCCCAGCCAUCGCUUCUCCGGAUGGCGCUCUCCUUCGGGUUGCUCUAUUUCUUUCCACCACGCUACUUGUUGUAGCGUUUGUAGCCUAUGCAUUGCGAAAAUGGACGCAAGACUUGCCUUUCUUUGACCGAUGGCGGCGCUAGGAUUUGCAUCGUCUGUUUAUUGUUCUGUAAUUGUUUCAUUUCACUGGGUUGAUCGAAAAAGCUACCAGACGUAUCCAGAUUGGAUUGUGUGCAUUGAGUGCAGUACUCGAUUCUAGGCGCCUGCGCAUUCGACACUGCCAGUUCAAGCUGCAUUUGUCGGCGCGGCAGAUUGAUUGGUCUCGUACUGAGGUGCCUGUGACUUUCCUAUAGAUAGUCGUAUCAUUGAAUCAGUUCGUAAGUCGACAGCAGCAGGCGGCAGGGCGGCUCAGUACUUAUUCGCCAUCUCUGUAGAUGAGUAUGUUAUCAAACGUCCUGGCAGAGGCCCGCUAGGCGGCUAGGAAUUCUCAAUCUGGUU
Klebsormidium nitens is the source of this 1407-nucleotide messenger RNA. Lineage: Eukaryota; Viridiplantae; Streptophyta; Klebsormidiophyceae; Klebsormidiales; Klebsormidiaceae. The record is from the annotation of a GenBank genome assembly.